This is a messenger RNA of Sitodiplosis mosellana (orange wheat blossom midge), 1908 nucleotides long. Its product is annotated as dehydrogenase/reductase SDR family protein 7-like. Lineage: Eukaryota; Metazoa; Arthropoda; Insecta; Diptera; Cecidomyiidae. Gene Ontology annotation, cellular component: membrane. Gene Ontology annotation, molecular function: oxidoreductase activity. The transcript has 7 exons. The record is from RefSeq and is a predicted model, not a curated record. Bases 192 to 1145 code for a protein of 317 amino acids.
UAUGACAUUUGUAUGUGUUUGUGCGAACACUUAGAGUAUAACAGCUGAUUCACUCACCGCGCAUUCACUCCAUUGCAUAAAGUUUGGAGAGACGGAGAAACUGAGAUGAAAAGAGACAAAGAGUUGAACAGGUGUCAUAAUAGAAAAAUUUGAAGACAAAAUUCAGCCAACGCCGAGUGAUAAUUGCAAAGAUGAAACAAGUGACAAACACAAGCUGGAAUACAUUUUGGUGGAUUAUCGGUUCCAUAUGUAUGCCAUUGAGCAUUCCAUUUAUUGUGCACAAAGUGAUGUCUCAAUUGAGACUCCGAAAAAAUAAGGAUAUUCUAGAGGGCAAAGUUGUGCUUAUAACUGGUGCUAGCAGCGGCUUGGGUGAGGCAUUAUCGCACACAUUUUAUAUGGCUGGUUGCAAGGUUGUUUUGGCUGCCCGACGAAAAGAAGAGCUGGAACGUGUGCGCACCGAUCUGUUGGAAAUGCAUUCGCGUAUAGUGACACACCCGCCCGUUGUCAUUCCAAUGGAUGUAUCAGAUUUAAGUACGUUGCCUGAAAAAAUUGCACAAAUCGAAGAAACAUUUGGACACAUUGAUAUUUUAAUCAACAAUGCUGGAAUUAGUGUACGUGCGGACGUUGUGUCUAUGGCUGUUGAUCUCGACGUGCAAGUAAUGCUUGUAAAUUACUUUGGUGCUGUAGCUGUGACCAAAGCUGUACUACCAAAAAUGAUAACACGUAAAGAGGGUCGAAUUGUAUGUGUUAGCAGUAUUCAAGGGAAAUUUUCGUUGCCACAUCGUUCGGCAUAUUCGGCUUCGAAACAUGCAUUGCAAGCGUUUUGUGAUUCACUUAGAGCAGAAGUAGCCGAACAUAAUAUAUCCGUGUUGUGCGUUAGCCCAGGAUAUAUAAAUACAGCACUUUCAUUAAAUGCAUUGACUGCAUCGGGUCGUGCAUAUGGCGUGACAGACGAAAAUACAGCGACUGGGGCCAGUCCGGAACGAAUAGCCGAUGAUAUUCGACGUGCCAUACUCAGCGAAGAGAAAGAUGUCACAUUGGCACCGCUUCUGCCAAUUGCAGUUCAAUGGUUGCGAUUAUUAUGCCCAUCGAUAUAUUUUUGGGUCAUGGAAAAGCGUGCACGUCGAAUGAAUGCAAGCAAUUAAAAGGAAACACUUUAUCAAUUUGAUGAAUUCGUGUGUGAACAAUCGAAUUCAUUAUUGAUUCAUUUUUCUGAAUCCAUUUGCUUAGCUCUUUAUCCAAAUAAUUUUUAAAGUACAGAUAAACCUUAGCACUAGCAAUCUGUGCCAUUUUUCAUCAGGCGUCUCCACUCGCAUUGAGUUUGUAUUGUGAAUGUUAAGGUGCGUGCAACGCCCUUCAAUGUAAAAAACAAUACAAGUGGAGAUGAUACACGAGAUUUAUCUGUACUUUUCCAAAAAAAAAAAUGAAGUAGCAAUAUCUUUCAAUUUUCGAAGAAGAAAAUCCUAUUUUUAUCAACUUCCGAUUUUAAUUUUCAAGGCACACAAUUUCCUGUACAACUUCUCAUUCGAUGAACUAUGCCUUGUUAGCACUGUAGUAUUUGCACGUUAUUUCUUGUACGAUCUCACUUGUGGGACAUCAUUUUUAACAAUGGCAAUGUAGAAAAAUUAAAAUUGUAAUCAUAAACUUUGACAUUUUCACCAAACAUUUCUAUUGAUUCAUCUACUUUUCUAAUUUGUUCCAAUGUUGAAUUUAAAAUUUACAUUCAUGCCCUUUUGUGUAAGAAGCUAAGUAAAUGGAACUAAUAUACACACCGAUAAAGGUCGAUACGAAUUAUUCAAAAUCACAUACAAUUUGUGAAAGAAACACAUGCAACCAAACUUGAAUUUUUCGGCUAAUUUGCUGCUUCCCAAAGACAUUAAAUAAUUGUUCAGCUUCAAUAUGAAAUCA